CUUUAAUGCCACGGUCUCGGAGACGCCGCUGCGACCAGAAAGGCAGGCCUCUAUGGUGAUCAUCCAGUGACGCAAAACCUCACACCUCCUGGUCCCGCCCAUCGAUGCGCCGCCCUAAUCAUCGCGUAGCAGGCUGGAAGCCCUUCGAUGGUCUUGAGUGUGGUAGACGGACAGAUAACAAUUGCUUCUUAUCACUUGCGUCGCGCUUCCGGGGAUGGUCUACCAAGAAAUGCUAUUACUUGUUCGCCGUCUUCAUAGUGGGCUGCCUUCUACUGCACUUGUCACACACGGCCUUGCAAAUGAACUUCCGAGUCGAUUUUCUCCCGACAACUUCACCAACGGGUGGACCAUUUGGGAGUACAUACACAAUCCGCGUGAACACCUUUCGGCGGAAUGACAUGCUGAAAAGGUUUUUGGGCCAUUUCGCAAGGUGCCCUAACGUACAGGCAAUCCAAGUUAUUUGGUCCGACCAAGGAUACGACCCUCCCUCUCUCAUGGACUGGGCAAUCCCCCUUUCAACACAAGAAUUGUCAAAAGUAGCAUUCGAAGUCCAGCCUACGGAUAGCCUCAACAAUCGCUUCCGGGCACUUUUGCCUGUACCCACUCCGGCAGUCUUGUCCUUGGAUGACGAUCUGGUAAUCCCAUGCGAGACCUUGGAUUUUGCCUAUUCAAUAUGGCAAGCGGCGCCUCAAUCACUGGUUGGGUUCACACCCCGUUUGGUAACCUGGGACGGGGAGACUGCCUCUGGCGUCGUCGCUGGGAAGAAAGUGACGGAAUUGGAGGCAGGAGAGGGGGCAGGCCCCGGUCCCGGUGCUGCUGGCAGCUACCGAUACCUGAGCUCUUUCAAGCACGUCUGGUGGCACGGACGCUACAAUGUGAUACUGACUAAAUGCUGCUUUCUGCACAGGGACUUCCUCUCCCUGUAUUUCUCGUCCCUAACGCCUGAGGUCUUGCAGUACAUCGACGACCGCAGAAAUUGUGAGGAUAUCGCUAUGCAGUUCGUGGUCGCCAACCACACGCGUGGGGCCCCUCCGGUCUGGGUUCAGGCGCGAUUUACAGAUUACGGGCAAAAGUCAGGCAUCAGUCAGGGAGAGGACCACGCGCGGGAGAGGGGAGCGUGCGUGGGGCGUUUGGUGAAGGAGUUUGGGAGCCUAUGUCUCACCACGACGUCGCUCAAAGCCAUAGAUGCCCGAAGGUCCUGGAUCUGGUAGCUCCAGCGACCUUUCGAAAACUUAGAAAUCGCCAUCUCACCAUUGGCAGGUCUUCGCCUUGAAAAGCAGCUAUUUUUGUUCCUGCGGCUCAGGUGCUGCACGCUAGAGCUUGGGUUGUCUCCAGGGCUCUUCCUGUCAGGCGGGCCUUGUCAAUGCCGAAGCAUUAUGUAAU
Molecule: messenger RNA, 1383 nt
Organism: Nannochloropsis gaditana CCMP526
Gene: EXT2
Product: glucuronyl/N-acetylglucosaminyl transferase EXT2
Exons: 1
Coding region: 105-1211 (368 amino acids)
Cellular component (GO): membrane
Molecular function (GO): glycosyltransferase activity
Source: RefSeq, a predicted model, not a curated record